Molecule: messenger RNA, 834 nt
Organism: Diaporthe citri
Lineage: Eukaryota; Fungi; Ascomycota; Sordariomycetes; Diaporthales; Diaporthaceae
Exons: 2
Coding region: 1-834 (277 amino acids)
Source: RefSeq, a predicted model, not a curated record
AUGCAUUUCGCCAACCUCGCCCUCGCCGCCAUGGCUACGGUCGGCCUUGCCGCCCCCGCGACCAAGCGUGACAUUCUGCCCACCGUUGUCUUCACCCCCGGAGCUUGGCACGGAACCUGGGCCUUCGACACGGUCCGCUCUCAGCUCGAGGUGCUUGGGUAUCCCACAGAGGCCGUGGCGCUGCCCUCCGUCGGCAAUACCAAUGCCUCCGUUGGCGUGGCUGAGGAUGCUGCUGCUCUCGCGGCCGAGCUGGCCACGCUCACCGAUGCCGGAAAGAAUGUCGUCAUGGUGUGCCACAGCUAUGGUGGCGUAGUCGCAUCCGUUGCUGCUGAGGGAUAUGGGUAUAAGGACCGAUCGGCCGCCGGGCUUGGUGGUGGGGUUAUCAUGUUGGUCUACAUGACUGCCUUCGCGGUGCCGGCUCAGACCAGUCUCCUCGACGCUCUCGGCGGCGAGUACCUGUGGUGGAUGAGCCCAGAUGCCAGCGGCGAAUUCAUCACCGCGGUCAACGGAAGUCAGGUCUUCUACGCUGAUGUGGCAAACGAGACCCUCGUUGAGGAAGCCGUCGCUGCUCUCAAGCCUGAGCCUGCCCGUAUCUUCUCCGACGACAACACAUACGAACCCUGGAACAACGGUGUGGAGGUCGGCUUUUUCUUCACCGAGCAGGACCAGGCCAUCCCACUCGCAACUCAGCAAUCCAUGACGGCUCAGUUCCCAAGUGGCUAUGUCUCUUACACCAUGAACAGCUCUCAUUCGCCGUUCAUGAGCAUGCCGGAGAAGGUGACCGAGGGCGUUGUGCUUGCUGCCACCGCGGGUCUGACAAAGAUGCUUCUGUAG